Messenger RNA from Linum tenue, 252 nucleotides. Lineage: Eukaryota; Viridiplantae; Streptophyta; Magnoliopsida; Malpighiales; Linaceae. The record is from the annotation of a GenBank genome assembly.
CUAUAUCGAAACCCUCUCGGUUGAUUUAGUACGGAACGAGCGGACUCCUUAGCUAACCGAGAGCACAGAGAACAGAGUAGAGAAUCAUGAGAGGGAGAGGGCGAUUGUUCUUCGUUUUUUUUGUGGUUUUCGGUUUACUUUGGAGGAAACGAGAAGAGAGAGAGGCGAGGCGAGGCGAGGUGAGGCGAGAAGGCGGCGGGUAAGGGUUUCUGGUUGGUUCUGGAGAAGACGAGAGAAUCGGCCGAGAGAGAG